This is a messenger RNA of Dibothriocephalus latus, 501 nucleotides long. NCBI's taxonomy places the organism in Eukaryota, Metazoa, Platyhelminthes, Cestoda, Diphyllobothriidea, Diphyllobothriidae. The record is from the annotation of a GenBank genome assembly.
UUGCCGUGGUUUAGUAACAGUCUACACACAAAUGGCGUCCUAAAUCACUUCGCUCUUUUUUGUAUUCUACCCACACAGGAAGCUAAUGAACUACAACGGCGGAUAACCACCUUCACCAACGCGGUAGACACUCGCCGUGAGAUGUUGGAUCUGGCCUGCGGUUUCUACGGCCAUGCCAAAGAGGUUCUCACCUGUCUGCACGGUUUCAGUGAGUCCUAUAAUCCCGGUGAACACUUUCCGCCCAACAUUGAGGGCGUGGAGGACGAGCUGACCAACUUCCACCAGGACCGGUCCUCCCUGGAGGCAGCCAUUGAGCAGGUCAACGCUGAAGGCAACGUCCUCAUUGGACGUUUGCAGGAUGCCGAUGAAGUGACGCAUUUGCGCUCAAUUCUGCAUCAGGCAAGUUCUUUGUCCAAAAACGCGUCCGUGCAUGCUCGCUCGCUCGCUUGUUUGUUUGUCUGUUUGACAUUCUGCUGCGUUGUGAAGGCUAGACAAUUAUGA